Panicum virgatum (switchgrass) is the source of this 1017-nucleotide messenger RNA. RefSeq lists its product as uncharacterized. The annotation marks the transcript as partial. The record is from RefSeq and is a predicted model, not a curated record. Lineage: Eukaryota; Viridiplantae; Streptophyta; Magnoliopsida; Poales; Poaceae. The transcript is spliced from 2 exons.
CCAGAUGCAUCUUCAGAACACCUUGAUUUUUUUUUGACCAAAAUUGAUGGCACGUCCUGCCUCUCUCUUGAUGAUCUCACAACAACGGCUCGAAUCGCGCGGCCGCUGGACACGAUCCCCGACUCUGAAAGAGACGGCCUGGACCACGCGCUGAACGUCCUCCACCUCAAGGUCUUAGCCUCCGAUGUCGGUUUCCCGGUGAGCGUCUUUGGGACCGUGCUGAUGAGAGAUGAACUGGACUUCAAAUGCAUCUACCUCUUCCAACGCGACAGAGAAAAUUGCCAGGUCAUCAGUUCGCCGGGUGAAAUGCUAGCUCUGACGGGGCCUAACCGAGGGCCGUUUGAGGCGUCUCCUUUUUAUUUCGAGAUCAACUUGAAGAUCAGGGGCGAGGAACAAACCAUGGACAGAGUUUUCAGCAGGACCUUGAUAACUGAAGAUUAUCCCCUUGAUCAAUGGACUAAGAAACAAGAAGUUUCAAGCUGGCUGAGUACGCUAGAGUUUGCGUACAGAUCCGUGCAUUACGCUGUGGAGGCUACUGUGGGAAUCAAAAUCCUGAGAGGGCCGCGAGAAUUUCACGGGAGCUUGGUGGCUUGCACUUCUGAAGAUUCGAGUGAGAUGGUGCUAUACGACUGUGAACGCUGGGGUGCCACCGCCACGAAUGCUGCAGAUGGUUCGGUGACUCUGACUCGCCCUUGGUAGUUCUGCGUGAAGAUGAGUAUCUGGUCCUCAAAGUUAGUUCUUUCGGCCGUGGCCAUAGAGCUAACCCAAGACCGCUGUACUUACCGUUGAGCAUUGUGAUAGAUCACUCGAUGUAAAACUGGGCCGUUAUCAGUUGCAGGUCAGGCAUUCAUGCUUUGCAUAAUUAAUCGUAGCCCAGAUGUGAACACCGUGCAGUACGUGCAAGGACAAGGUUUACAAGUUUUUGAGAGGAACAAGGUUUACAAGUACAACAUGUACUCAACUAGCGCUAGGAUAUUUGUGUCAAAGAUAGAAAUAAAGGGGGCGAGGUGAUUGUGA